AUGAAAGUUAGGGGUUUAAAAAUGCAAAAAAAGAAACAAGAGGCGGGAGGCCAGGUGGAUAGUAUAAAAAGGAAGUCGCUCGACGCCAAAUCUCUACCACUUAAAAUAAGCUGGCCAAGCCAUCCUGUUUUGUUGGUGCCUUUCUCUCUCACACACUCACACACCAAAACACAUCGUUGUGUUUCCAAAAACCUCUAAAAUAGAGAAAAAGAGAAAAAGGGGAAGAAAAAAAAAAAGAAAAAGAAAAAAUUGAAAGACUAAAGGAGGUUCUAGAAAAGCGGAAAAUCUGAGAGAUUGAGAGAAAAUACAAUCCAUCUACGUAAGAAAACGAUCGCAAACUCUAGCAAAGAGCUACAAAUCUCAUUAUCGACGGGUUUGCGGAUCACAUAAUGGAGCUCCAGGUACAGAGGAUUUGUUUAAAUUAUUCAAUUUUUUUUUUCUCACUGCAGGUGUUAGCAGAGAACAUUCUGCAAUCUGCAAUAUAUUGUAUUCUUUGAUUCGUUAUACUCGUUCUGGUUCCUGGAAUCUCCUCUAUAGUUUGGAAAAUGUUUUCAAUUGAUUCCUUCUUUUUUGACAUUUUCUGGUGUUCAAUUUCGUCCAAUGUUGGUUUUUUUGACUUUGAGUUUGUUGAUCUGGAUUGUUCUUAUCAUUUUCUUUGUAAUGGAGCGCGGGUAGGGGUUGAAACGGAGGGAAAAGUUUUGGUGGUUGGUUUGGAAGUGAAAUGCAGCGUUGUUAGUUGGGAAAAAAAAAGGAAACCUUUUUUCCAUAUUGCUCAGAUCUGUUCUCUGGUUCGUUGCAUGAAAGAGAUGUUUUGCAAGGUGUUUUCUGGUUUUCUGAUUAUUCAGUGAUGUUUAAUGCUGAUGCGACCUCAAUGCAAUAUUUGUUUGAUUUUGUGGAAACGCGUUUCUGAUUCCAUGCUAUUUUUUGUUUAAAAUUUUUUUGGGGGUCGCAUUCAGCGAGUUUUCAUUUUCAACAUUAAUCAUGGAUUUUGCUAUUUGUCAAGAAAAUCGAGGAAUACUGUUAGAUGAAGAUCCUGGCUCAACCACGGUGAAUUUCUUUUCAGUUGGCAUAAAUUAAGUCGGGCGAGCAUAUUUCCCUCCUCCCUAUCUCCCUUCUCUUAGCUCUCAAAUUUAAUUUCGGAAAAACAAAUCCGGUUUGUGCUGAGAAUCUGGUUUUGUUUUUUCAUUGAUUUGUCUGUUUUUCUUUUCCCUGUUGGACAAAUCACUCGAUAGGAUUUAUGACUUUUUUUUUUUGUAUAAUUAUUUUUGUUCCUUAAAUCUUGCAGCUUAGUGAUUUUAGUUUUGGUAUGACUUAAUGGCCAUCUUUUCUCUCAUUUAUGGUUUUUCUUGGCCUUGCAGUGCGGACAAGUCAACUUCUAGUGAUUGCUGAAAUAAUUCUUGCCACAUCCUUGGCAAUUCUAAGGGACAGACUUCAUAAAGUUAUUCCAUUUUUAAUUUAAGAGUACCAGGGCUGGGUGGACUUUAGAAAUACAAUAAUGGUUGCUACUGCUGCUACUUCUGCUAUCUUCCCGGUGGCUUCCCCGCCGCCGGAUUCUGGAGCAAAAUCUUCUGGAAAGCUUGGAGGAAGUAUUCCGAAUAGUGUGGAUGUCCGUGGUAUUAAAUCAAAAUCCACGACUUCUGGAAAUUUACAAGUUAAGGCUAAUGCUCAAGCACCUUCUAAGGUUAAUGGAACCAAGGUUGCAGUCUUGGAUGGCCGCAAAACUGAUGAUGAUGUGAUCUCAUCACCUCCACCAAGAACUUUUAUUAAUACGUUACCAGAUUGGAGCAUGCUUCUUGCUGCUAUCACAACUAUUUUCUUAGCUGCUGAGAAGCAAUGGAUGAUGAUGGAUUGGAAGCCAAAGAGGGCUGACAUGCUUUAUGACCCUUUUGGUUUUGGGAGGAUUGUGCAGGAUGGUCUUGUUUUUCGCCAAAACUUCAGCAUCAGAUCAUAUGAGAUAGGUGCUGAUCGUACUGCGUCUAUAGAAACGUUAAUGAAUCAUCUUCAGGAAACUGCUCUGAAUCAUGUAAAAUCAGCAGGACUACUGGGUGAUGGCUUUGGUUCUACACCAGAGAUGUGCAAAAGAAAUCUAAUUUGGGUGGUAUCCAAAAUGCAAGUUGUGGUUGACCGUUAUCCUACUUGGGGUGAUGUUGUUCAAGUGGAUACAUGGGUAGCUGCAUCUGGGAAAAAUGGAAUGCGGCGAGAUUGGCUCAUCCGUGAUAGUAAUACAGGGGAUAUAUUGACUAGAGCUUCUAGUUUAUGGGUGAUGAUGAAUAAAGAAACUAGGAGAUUGGCCAAAAUUCCAGAUGAGGUUCGGGCAGAAAUAGGAGACUAUUUUGUGGAUUCUCCUCCUAUUGUUGAUGAAGAUGGCAGAAAAUUGCCAAAACUUGACGACAAAACUGCAGACUACAUCCGUACCGGUUUAACUGUAAGAUCCUGUCUUCUGUGCAAAACCUUUUGUUGUCAGACUGUUAGUUGCAUUUCUUGAAAGACUGCUUAUGCGGUUAAGCAAUUUUUCCGCAGCCAAGGUGGAGUGAUUUAGAUGUGAACCAGCACGUGAAUAAUGUGAAGUAUAUCGGCUGGAUUCUGGAGGUAAAGAGUGUUCAUUGUUGCUUUAGUAAACAAAAGUUAACUUUUAUCUAAAAUUAAAUUGGUUGGCUCUACAUCCCUCGCCUGUAAAAUUUGGUGUUUUUAUUUGAAAGAAUAGAAGAACCAAACUCAAAUUGUGGUUUAAAAACAUUGAAACUUACUUGCAUUAUUGGAAAUUGUUUUAAUUGGUGGUCAUUAAAUCAUGCAAACUAUACUUUCUGACCUAAGAGGCAUAAGUAACUAGUUGUUUGAAGAGAGGGUAAGGAUCAAUGAGACUGUUAGUUAGGAAAGUCAAUUUUCCUUUAGUGGUGUUUAAUUUCAGCCGAAUUGCUUGUGGUGGCCAAGUGAUUUUAAGUUCUCAUUUAUGUGACUAUUUCUGUUGUUGAGUUAGCUGGCUGGAAUGAUUAACCUACAUUAGUGUGCAUUGAAUAAAUAACAUUUAUUUCUGUGUAGUUCCAUUGUUGUAUUUGUUAUUAUAAACUUAUCUUAUAGUUAUGAGUACAUGUGACUUCUAUUUCUGUUGAGCUGUUAAAUCAUAACCGCUAAAACAUUCUCUGGUAUCUGGUUAGGUAGAAUCUUCCACAAGUGCUUGGACCUUGUGACCUAAUCUUGGACCUUUUGUCUUUUGCAGAGUGCUCCCCUGCCUAUCCUGGAGACUCAUGAGUUAGCCUCAAUGACUUUGGAAUACAGGAGGGAAUGCAGGAGGGACAGUGUGGUGCAGUCCCUUACUUCUGUAUUCCAAAAUGGUGUGGGUGAUAUGGCUGUUCCUGGUAACGUCGAGUGUCAGCAUUUGCUGCGACUCGAGGGUGGCGCCGAGAUAGUCAAGGGAAGGACUGAAUGGAGACCUAAAUGUCCCAACAGGAUUGGAAGCUUUGGUGGGCUUCCAGCAGAAAGUGCUUAGUUCUGCCAUUUUGCUUUUGCAGAAUAUGACGGGAUAUUGGCCUUGUUGGUCCUCUGUAGAAUACUUCUGCUCUUUGAUCUUGGUUGUCCUUUCCCGGCUCUCUUCGGGAAGGUUAUAAAUAUAUAUAUUCCUUCAUUUCUUCCAUUUUGAUUUUUCUUUUUCUUCUUCUUCUUCUUUUCUUUUUUUUUUUUUUUUUUUUUGGAGAGAAAUAGGCAAAGCAUUGUAAUUAUAGCCCUCCAUGUCUUCUUUCUUUCUAUCUUUUUUUUUUUUUCUUUUUUCUUUUCCUUUCAUCUUUCUCUGCCUUCAUUGGAAAGUUCCAGCUGGAUAGCCCCAUUCAAUGAAUGUGACAACUAAUGCACAAUUUUUAUUUAUGCAAUUAUUUAUUAAUUUUUAUAUAGUGAAAUGGUUCCAAUGGACAUGUGGUCCAUCUCAUUUUUGUACGCCAACAAAUUCAUGUGCUUAAGUAUUCGUUUCUGUAUUUAUCGGUGGAAAAUAGCUAAAUUUCUGGCAUUGGUAAUUUGAUAUUCAUAAUUCAUAUUGUGAUUUUGAAACAAAUGUAUAAUGGAAGUAUAUUCUGUUCAUCAAGGAGAAUGAAUGAUUUUAUAUCCCUAUGUAGUUUUCGCCAUUUAUUUCUGCCAAGGUCCAUUGAAUUUAUAACAGAUAUUGCUGUUUAGAUUUUGGUGGCAUGAAAUGAAACUCCAG
Oldenlandia corymbosa var. corymbosa is the source of this 4189-nucleotide messenger RNA. The record is from the annotation of a GenBank genome assembly. NCBI's taxonomy places the organism in Eukaryota, Viridiplantae, Streptophyta, Magnoliopsida, Gentianales, Rubiaceae.